CUUCUUUAGGAGCUUAUUUUAUAGGCGUAUCCAUAGAAGCUCUUCCAGCAUAAAAUGCAGGUAUUUGGAGCGGCGAGUAUGACGUGGAAGGCAACUUUCAUCAGAAAAUAAUGUAUUGGCGUAUAAAUACGAAAAACGUAUUAAUUACGAAACAUUAGGUGGAUCUUGGACAUACUUUAUCAAGCUUAUUCUCAAGAUAAGGCAUAAACAUUUCUUCAAACAAAAAUGAUGAAACGAUCAGCAGAUAAUGGGGACACUAGUUCUCAACCACCUAUCAAGAAAGUUCAGUUUGAGCCGAUUUUAAUCGGGCCUAUAUCUACUUUAGAAGAAAUGGACAUGAAGGUGUUACAAUUUCAGAACAAAAAACUGGCACAGAGAUUAGAGCAAAGACAUAGAGUGGAAGCUGAACUAAGACAACGGAUUGAACAAUUAGAAAAACGUCAAAUGCAGGAUGAUGCAGUACUUAAUGUAGUUAAUCGAUAUUGGAAUCAACUUAAUGAGGAUAUACGUGUAUUACUCCAAAGAUUUGAUGCUGAAACUGCUGAUGAAUCAGAAAAUAAAAACGAAAGUGAGGCUACAACAUCAUUCCUCAUGCAAUUAUCUUCUUGGGAUAAAGAAGAAUUGGAUGACAAAUUAGCAAAUCGUGUACAGGUAUCUAAGAGAGCGGUGUCUAAAGUUGUACAGGCAUUUGACCGUUUAUCUCAAAGAAAUGAAAAGAUCACACUUGCACUCAAAGGACAGUUUGAUGGUGUUUCUGUGUGUACAGAUGAGGCGCCAAAUAUUGAUGAGGUCGUACGUCGUGCAAAUGCCGAGAUACAAAUGGAAAAUAGAAAUUUGCAGGCAAUAAAUAUACAACUGCAUGAGAAGUAUCAUACUAUUUCACUGAAGAUGUCAGAAUUGCAAGAUACUAUAACUGGAAAAGAUACACUUGCGGCAGAAUUACGAAAUCAGGUAGAUGAUUUGCAAUAUGAAUUGAAUAAAGUACGAGCAAGAAAUGAUAAAUUGGAACAUCACCUUGGAGAGGCAAUUGAAAAGUUAAAAGCUUUCCAACAAAUUCAUGGCACAGACGAAAAAGGCAGCAACAAACCUAGUACUUUGGUUGCGUCUAGUGUUUCACAGACUAAGCUUGAGGAUUUGCAAAGAGAGUUGGAGGAGACGCGAGAAUUAGCUAACAAUAGAUUACAAGAAUUGGAUAAACUGCAUCAACAACAUCGUGACACUUUGAAAGAAGUGGAGAAAUUGAAGAUGGAUAUAAGACAAUUGCCUGAAUCGGUUAUCGUGGAAACGACUGAGUAUAAAUGUCUGCAAUCGCAGUUUUCUGUAUUAUAUAAUGAGUCUAUGCAAUUAAAAACACAAUUAGAUGACGCUCGUCAACAAUUGCAGUCGAGUAAGAAUAUACAUUUACGCCACAUCGAGAUGAUGGAGAGCGAAGAGUUAUUGGCACAAAAAAAGUUACGCGGGGAAUGUAUACAACUCGAAGAUGUCUUGGCGCAAUUGCGUAAGGAAUACGAAAUGCUUCGUAUCGAAUUCGAGCAAAACUUAGCAGCUAACGAGCAAACAGGUCCGAUUAAUCGCGAGAUGCGUCAUUUGAUCACCUCCCUUCAGAAUCACAAUCAGCAAUUAAAAGGGGAAGUGAUUCGUUAUAAGCGAAAAUACAAGGAAGCUUCCACUGAGAUACCACGACUGAAGAAAGAGGUGGAGGAAUUGACGGCGAAAUUAGGCCAGCAAACGUCUCAAGAAAACAAAGAAGGUAACAAUUCAGACGGCAGCGGAAAAGAAGAGGAUACAUCUAACUCCUUACCAGGCUCUGCGCAGAUAAAAGAAGAAAGUGGUGUGACCAUAAAAAGGGAAGUUGUUGAUGAGGAAGUGGAAACUAUCGAAGUGGGAGAAGGUGAAGGCAGCAAAGGAACUCCCGAUUCUAUAACGUUAACUUCACCCACAAUAAAAAAGGAGAAGGAUAUAAAACGUGAGAAAGAUAUUAAGAAAGAAUCGAUAAAAACCGAGCAUCGUGAUACGGCACAUCGUAGUAAGGAUGCAAAAAUGGCAGAAUCAGAACUUGUGAGGGAUUUGAAAGCACAAUUAAAGAAGGCUGUAAACGAAAUGAAAGAGAUGAAACUUUUGUUGGACAUGUACAAAGGCGUUGGAAAAGAGCAACGAGACAAAGUACAGUUGAUGGCUGCAGAACGUAAAACAAGGGCGGAAUUAGAGGACUUGCGACAACAGAUUAAGAAAAUUCAAGAAAGUAAACGCGAAGAACGUAAAAAAUUGGCUGACGAGGAUGCGCAGAUAAAAAUUAAAAAAUUGGAGGAUCAGGCAUACACGUUGCAACGUCAAGUGGCUUGUCAAAAACAGAAUUGUGUGUGGCUGCAGGAGGAGGAAGCGCUUCUGAAUGAGAUGGAAGUAACUGGACAGGCGUUUGAGGAUAUGCAGGAACAGAAUUCGAGACUGAUACAGCAGCUACGCGAAAAGGACGACGCGAAUUUCAAGCUCAUGACAGAAAGAAUUAAGAGUAAUCAGCUGCAUAAGCUCGCGCGUGAGGAGAAAGACGUAUUGAAGGAGCAAGUGUCCACAUUAACCACGCAGGUGGAGGCAGCCAAUGUCGUCGUGCGAAAAUUGGAGGAGAAGGAACGUCUUUUGCAAAAUUCCCUCGCGACGGUGGAAAAAGAAUUAGCCGUGAGGCAACAAGCGAUGGAGAUGCACAAACGAAAAGCGAUAGAAAGCGCGCAAUCAGCCGCCGAUCUCAAACUCCAUCUUGAAAAAUAUCAUUCCCAGAUGAAAGAAGCACAACAAGUAGUAGCUGAAAAGACAAGCUCUUUGGAGGCUGAAGCGUAUAAAACUAAAAGAUUGCAGGAAGAGAUAGCGCAACUCCGACGUAAAGUCGAGCGUAUGAAGAAAAUCGAGCUUGCCGAGACCUUGGACGAGGUGAUGGCGGAGGAGUUGCGAGAAUACAAAGAAACGCUCACUUGCCCAUCCUGCAAGGUGAAACGCAAAGACGCCGUACUCACAAAGUGCUUCCACGUGUUUUGCUGGGACUGUCUGCGUACGCGUUACGAAACGCGACAACGGAAAUGCCCGAAGUGCAACUGCGCCUUCGGCGCAAACGACUACCAUCGACUGUAUUUGUCUACAUGAAGAAAGAGACGAUGCUGAUUGGUUCGAUGGUGUGCUACGACCCUACACAGUAAUAGAUAUCUUAAAAUACAACGCAUUUUUCGUUU
Messenger RNA from Harpegnathos saltator (Jerdon's jumping ant), 3218 nucleotides. It is a transcript of the gene Bre1, whose product is annotated as E3 ubiquitin-protein ligase Bre1. The coding region runs from base 226 to 3132 and encodes 968 amino acids. The record is from RefSeq and is a predicted model, not a curated record. Gene Ontology annotation, cellular component: HULC complex; nucleus. Gene Ontology annotation, molecular function: metal ion binding; ubiquitin protein ligase activity. NCBI's taxonomy places the organism in Eukaryota, Metazoa, Arthropoda, Insecta, Hymenoptera, Formicidae. The transcript has 16 exons.